Molecule: messenger RNA, 429 nt
Organism: Fraxinus pennsylvanica
Lineage: Eukaryota; Viridiplantae; Streptophyta; Magnoliopsida; Lamiales; Oleaceae
Source: the annotation of a GenBank genome assembly
AUGUCCAUCAUCAUCUCCACCAUUUAUAUUCUCUUUGCCCUCACUGUUAGGGUGUUGCAGGGGCUUGAGUCAGCAAGUAAUUGUGUUGAGGACAUGGAUGAAUGGUUGGGAAUUUUUAAUCUAAAACUUCGACACAUGAGAGAGGACAUAGAAUCAAUUGAAGUACGUAAUAAUAAACUGGAAAUGCAGUCUGUCAACAACAAAUCAUUAAUUGAGGAACUCGAUAAGCUUCUUGAAAGAUUAUGCAUCCCUUCCGAGUAUGCAACAUCUUUAACAGGAGGUUCAUUUGAUGAAGCGCGCAUGCUUCAAAAUAUUGAAGCUUGUGAGUGGCUGACUAAGGCUUUACGUAGUCUUGAAGGACCCAACUUGGAUCGUGGCUAUGCAAACAUGCGAGCUGUAUGUAGACAACCUGAUUUUCUUUACUUCUAG